ACCACCAACCAUAUCGUCGCCGUCAGUGGCGCGACCACAUAACCGUGGACAGGUGCGGGUAGUGCGGACGUGAAAAGCGCCACCUGUUUGACUAAUCGCAAGUGACUAACGCAAGAACCCUCUAGAGAACUAUUUUGCGUCUAAUCCGCUGCCUACAGAUAUCCAAAAAAAUAAAAGAAAAAAACGCCCUGGCCAAGCGAGAGAGACAGAGGACACCUCUAGUGAAAUAGAUUUCUUAGAUCGCUCGCUCCCUUUUUGUCUCUCUCUCUCUCAAGUCUCUCAGAAUCUCUCUCUCUCACGCUCCCUCCAUCUCUCUCAUGGUAUGACCCAGGAGGCGGCCAUGAUACCACUCCCAAAGACCCACCUCUAGACCGGAGCCACUUCGGAGGGCGGUUGUGGACGCUCGGGCGGCGAAAUCACGAAUAAACAAGCAUCAUCACGCCCGUUUUCCCCCCUACCGAGGAUUACUCUUGAUCCGUGGGCGCCGCCGCCGCCGCCGCCGCCGCGGUGUAUGAUGACCGUGGAAGUGUGCGGGCGGGUUUCCGCGCCCAGCAGCGCCUCGCCCGGAGGAGGCUCCUCCUCAGCCACCAGCCACAGCGACGAGGGCGGCUUGGACGACGCCCACAGCGAGGGUGGAGGAGGAGGAGGAGGAGGUGGGCGUCUUUCGUCUCCUUCGCCGGUACGCGGAGACACGACCUCCGAUCCACCGGUCCAUCGGUCCAAGUUCAUGAUCACCGACAUUCUGGCCCAGAGGGGCCCGCCGCCCUCCUCCGCCUCGCCCCCCCUGCUGGGGGAGAAGGGGGAGUGUGAGGGCGCUACGUCCAACACGCCCACCAACAAAGGACUGAAGGAUCUCGACGACGUCCUCGGAGGCCAAGAUGAGGAGGACGACCACAUGGGUGAAGGCCUAGGUCACCACGAUGACGAAGAUAGUAACGACGUCUCAACGCCAUCAGCCAAAAAGCAGAGGAAGGCCAGAACGGCCUUCACAGACCACCAGCUCCAGACCUUAGAGAAGAGCUUCGAAAGACAGAAAUACCUGAGCGUCCAGGACAGGAUGGAACUGGCAGCUAAACUGAACCUCACAGAUACCCAGGUCAAGACUUGGUACCAGAACAGAAGAACUAAAUGGAAACGCCAGACGGCUGUAGGCCUAGAGCUUCUGGCAGAGGCUGGAAACUACGCUGCCCUCCAGAGGCUCUACGGCCCAACCUACGGCUGGCCCUAUCCGCCGCAACCUGCUUCCGCAGCAGCCGCAGCAGCAGCAGCUGCCGCAGCACUGAGCCCUGCUGCAGCUUCCGUGGACCUGUACUACCGCCAGGCAGCGGCAGCCGCGGCCCUGCAGAAGCCUCUGGCUUACCGACUUUACCCUCCAGGUCUGCCGAUACUCCCCCACGUCACUUCUGAUCCCCUAAGGGACGCCCUCAGACCGGAGGCCCUCAGGCCAGAGGCGGUGAGAGCCGACGUCCUGAGACCGGAGCUGAGGCACGACGCCCUCAGACUAGAGCGUCCGGAGCUCUUCAAGAGCGAUGCCGGCGGGAAGCUGGAAAGCCGCCUCUUCCCGGGAGACUCGCAGUUGGUCUCUCCGCCUCCGCCCCUUCCUCCUCCUGCGGCGGGGACGGCCAGGGACCACGACGACGGAGACAUGCCGCCUCUGGGGGACCUCGGGCGGUCUUCGUUGGGGAUCCUCAUGCGCCCUGCGGCGUCUCCUUCGCCGACGCGGUGCUCCUCAUCGCCGACGGACUUGCGGAUCAGGGCUUCUCCGGAGCCGCCUUGCGAUCUGCACAAGAAUCCGCACUGAAUGGCUCCUUCGUCAGCUUCCCUGAGGGGGAGUCCCCCUGUCCCUCCUAGCCCCUCCCCAGCUUCCCUCCCAUUACUCCACUCCCUCCCUACUCCCUACCCGAAGUCCAGCCACUCCUACUCCUCCUGUGUGCUUUAGGUCAAACGAAUCCCCACCUGUCUCGCUUUCUCUCUCCCUCCCUCCCUCUCCCCCAACUUCCCUCCCCCUUCCACCUCCCCUCUCCCCCAUUCCCCUCCCCUACCCCAUCACACUUAUGUCAGGAGACCCUCUCCUUCCAUCCCUCAUGUACAAAGGUAGUUGUAAACCUCUUUAGUUUAGAUAAAACUUCAAAAAAAAAGAGAAAAAAAAUUAACAACAAACCUCUAAGUUUAGAUGACUUUUUAUGUACAGUUGUAUUUAUAGAAUUAUAUUAUAUAAAUAAUUAUCUGUUGUAAAUAAAAAGAAACAAUAAAAUAAUAUAGUAGAACGAUCCCUGGCAGGUCGAGAUGAAACGACCCAUUUCGGAAUGUCCCAAAUAACAGCAGAAACAAAAGAUGAAAGCAAAGAUAACAAUAAGUCACCCAAAAGACGUCGCGUUUCUCAAAGGCCUGCCAGAGGUAUCCUGUAGAAUAAGGGCAAGAGAUCUAGUCAAAGUAGAAUUACACAUGUUAAGUGUAGAAUUCCCUUAAGUGUUAGUGUGCUUAACAAGGAAAAGUAUGUGUCAUCUACAUUGUUAAAUAAAAGGAAA
Messenger RNA from Macrobrachium nipponense, 2528 nucleotides. Its product is annotated as barH-like 1 homeobox protein. Lineage: Eukaryota; Metazoa; Arthropoda; Malacostraca; Decapoda; Palaemonidae. The transcript has 3 exons. Gene Ontology annotation, molecular function: DNA binding; DNA-binding transcription factor activity, RNA polymerase II-specific. Gene Ontology annotation, biological process: regulation of DNA-templated transcription. The record is from RefSeq and is a predicted model, not a curated record. The coding region runs from base 512 to 1801 and encodes 429 amino acids.